Molecule: messenger RNA, 651 nt
Organism: Lachancea lanzarotensis
Lineage: Eukaryota; Fungi; Ascomycota; Saccharomycetes; Saccharomycetales; Saccharomycetaceae
Gene: UBC1
Product: LALA0S02e06238g1_1
Exons: 1
Coding region: 1-651 (216 amino acids)
Molecular function (GO): protein binding
Source: RefSeq, a predicted model, not a curated record
AUGUCAAGAGCCAAGAGAGUUAUGAAGGAGUUGCAGGGAAUCAAAGACGAUCCUGAGGCCAAAGUUGACCUGCAAUUGGUGAACGAGAACGACAUCCAUCUUUUGAAGGGAUCGUUCUUGGGCCCACCAGGAACGCCGUAUCAGAACGGCAAGUUUGUGGUGGAUAUCGAGGUGCCCAUGGAAUAUCCUUUUAAGCCACCAAAAAUGAAGUUUGACACCAAAGUUUACCAUCCUAACGUUUCUUCAGUUACUGGAGCUAUUUGUCUAGAUAUCUUGAAAAAUGCCUGGUCGCCGGUGAUAACCCUGAAAUCAGCUUUAAUCUCGCUACAGGCACUGUUGCAGUCGCCAGAACCCAAUGAUCCACAAGACGCAGAGGUUGCUCAGCAUUAUAUAAGAGACCGUGAAUCCUUCAACAACACAGCUGCACUUUGGACCAAAAUGUACGCUCCCAUGAAUUCUGACUCCGAUUCACAGCAAAUUGUGGACCAAGCAUCGCUAUAUGGCAUCGACAGUGGCCUGGUGAACCAAUUCGUCUCGCAGGGCUUCACUGAAGAAAAAAUCGUGGAAGUGCUAAGAAGACUGGGGAUCAAAUCAAUGGACUCGAACGAUAACGAAACGGCCAACAAGAUUUUAGAAGAGCUCUUGCGUUAG